Molecule: messenger RNA, 1226 nt
Organism: Arachis duranensis
Lineage: Eukaryota; Viridiplantae; Streptophyta; Magnoliopsida; Fabales; Fabaceae
Product: F-box protein SKIP1
Exons: 2
Coding region: 45-974 (309 amino acids)
Molecular function (GO): protein binding
Source: RefSeq, a predicted model, not a curated record
CCAUAAACAUAGAUAUCUGGAAGAGAAAGACAGAGAGAGAGACAAUGGAAGCCGACGCAGAAGAACAAAGCAGCGAGUCAGGAGGACCAGACUGGGCCGAGUUGACUCACGAGUGCCUCACCAACAUCUUCUCCCGACUCACCAUCCAGGACCGAUGGCGAGGCACCAUGCUUGUCUGCAAGUCAUGGCUCCGCGCCUUCAAGGACCCUUCUCUUCACACCAUCUUCAACCUCGACCCCCAAUUCGACCCUCCCCCCGAGCUUCCCAUCUGGUGGGCCCCUGAUUUCGAGCGUAAGAUCGAUUCCAUGCUUUCUUCCGUCGUCCGAUGGAGCCAUGGAUCUCUCACCGAGAUCCGCGUUCGUCACUGCUCCGAUCGCUCUCUCGCUUUGGUCGCCGAAAGUUGCCCAAAUCUUGAGGUGUUGUCGAUCAGGAGCUGCCCUCAUGUUACUGAUGACUCUAUCUCUAGAAUAGCUUUGAGGUGUCCAAAGCUUAGGGAGCUUGAUGUCAGCUACUGUUAUGAAAUAUCCCAUGUUUCAUUGGCGUUGGUUGGAAAAAAUUGCCCCAAUCUUAAGGUUCUCAAGAGGAAUCUCAUGAAUUGGCUUGAUCCCUCUCAGCACAUUGGGAUCGUUCCGAAUGAGUAUCUAAAUGCUUGUCCACAAGAUGGAGAAUCAGAAGCUGCCGCCAUUGCGAAUUCUAUGCCUCAUCUAGAGUCUCUGGAGAUUAGGUUCUCUAAAUUAUCAGCUAAAGGCCUUAGUUUGAUAUGUGAAAGGUGUUCAAACCUUGAGUUCUUGGAUUUGUCUGGGUGCGCUAACUUAACCAGUCGAGACAUUGUGAAUGCAACGCCCAAUUUGGCACACCUAAAAGAGAUUAAAAAGCCAAAUUUCUAUAUUCCCAGGUCUGUCUUUCACACUGAAAGGUAUGGGCAUUGGAGAUUGUAUGAUGAGAGGUUCCAAACAGAUGUUUUCCGAAUCUGAGCAUCGAAGAAGAUCAGUACAAAAGGUUAACUUUUUUAGUCAAUCUUAUUUCUGUUGAUCUAUGGUUGGUUCCAGUGGAAUUUCUGCAGUUAUUAUCAUAUGUUUCUUGUAGGAAUUAUGAUCUGUGUCUAUUUAAUUCCUAUUAUUGGUUGUAUUGUAUCCCGCCGUAAUGUGCUUUCUUUAAUGUAUUAUAUAGAAGAACAUUGUCUGAAAUUGAUAUAAUAUAUUACCAAAUAAUGUUGUUCUUGUUUA